AUGCAGUGGUGUACCGCCAACCCUACCUCGCCACCCAUUCACCUUCUGGGCUCUCCCCUUGUUUUGAGACGUCUCAAAACACUCCUUUUUUCACCUCGCCACCCAUUCACCGUCUGGGCUCUCCCCUUGCUCCUCGUUCUCCAACUGCUGGCAGGACCCGCUUUUGAGGCGCCUCAAAAGUUGGCUCUCCCCUUGCUCCUCGUUCUCCAACUGCUGGCAGGACCCGCUACGUGCGAGCGAUCGAGUGCUGGAGGAGGCCGGCUGUUACCUGAUCCACGAGGAGGAUGCAACGGUGUACCGCUGGCCCUACCUCACUCCCCUUGCCCCUCUCAUAUCCCCUGCUGGCAGGACCCGCUACGUGCUAGCGAUCGGGUACUAGAGGAGGCCGGCUGCUACCUGAUAGACGAGGAGGAUGCAAUGGUGUACCGCCGGCCCUACCUCGCCAGUGGUGCCUCGGGGUUUGCACUCACAUCCAUCACCCGAGCGUUUCAAAAGGAUCUCAAGGUACGCAGAGCGGAUGGGAUGGGUUUUGAGCUCACAGCAACUGCACCUAUCCCAUGGCGCAUGGGGCUGUGCCCUCACAGCCAUAACGAGGGCCUUUCAAAAGGAGCUCAAGCUGUCACUCCCCCUGGUGGUCGCCAAGGCCCUCACUGUCCCUCCUCCUCAAGCCAGCUCUCCUCCUGUCAUCUGGGGGCAUCAACCACCGCUGCUGCCGCCACUCGAAUUUGGCUUGAUAAUGCUUCUGCUGCCACUCUCCUCCUUAGCCACAGCGUCCCUCCCUCUGGUCUCCAAGGCCCUCUCAGCUGUCUCUCCCCUCCCCUCUCAGUCCCCGCUGCUGCUGCCACUGGGCUUUGGCUUGAUAAUGCCUGCUUGUGCCCUCCCUCUCUCUUUAUCCACACCCCUUACCAGGCGUCACACCCUCUAGUCUCCAAGGCCCUCGCUGCUGUGUCUGCCCAGCCCUCCUCCUCUUCCACCAUUAUCUGGGGCAUGAAGGACCGCUGGCAGUCGUUUGACGAGGUCAGGGAAGCGCGCAGGGCAGCCGGGGCCGUUCUAGUGACUCUGGACGAGGAGCAUCACUCUGCCGCGUUAACCCGCUGCGACGCCGACGAAAACGACGAAAGCGACGCCGACGACGGAGACGACUUUGGUGACGACGUUAGCGACGACUUGAGCGACGACGAUGGCGAGAGCGACGACGAUGACGAGAGCGACGACGAUGGCGAAAGCGACGCCGAAAACGACGACGGCGAGUCGGACGACUCGUACGAUAUCGACGAGUACCACCUCGGAGAGCGGCUCGGAAGGGCGUAUGACUCAACAGAAGACACGUUUCGAGACAGGGAAACGGAUCGAGAGAGGGAAACGGAUCGAGACAGAGAAACGGAUCGAGACAGGGAAAUGGAUACAGAGGCCGAAACGGGUCGCGUGGAGGAGCAGGGUCGCGUGCGGAAACCGGAUCGCGUGGAGGAUUCGGGUCGCGUGGGGGAACCGGGUCGCGUGGGGGAACUGGGUGGUCUCGAGGUCCCUUGGUACGAACUACGGGGAUGCGAGAACGAAGACGAGAUAAUGGUGGAGCUCGCGGCGCGGAGGAGCCUUUGGAGCGAUGCGGAGCUGAUGGAGCUCGCAGCGGCUGUCGUUUUCUGCCGGCGCAGCGAGGAGGCGACGCGACGGAGCAUUGGGCAAGAUUACUGGCGACAGGUGUGGCGCGUGCUCAGACGCGCCAACCCUGAGUGGCGGCGCGUUCCGACGGCAAUGGCGAAGCAGUGGGAGCGCAUGAAUACGCGCUACGACCAGGAGAUUCACAAUCAGCGGCGGAAGCAGAAGCGGCGGAGGAAGCGGGGGGGGACGGUGGGGGGCUCAGUUGAGCAGCGGCAGGGAGGGGUUACUAACGCGGAUGAUCAGCCUAAUAACGAGUCAGGGGGGAACGCAGGGGCGCAGGCAAAAGUGAGGAGAAGGCCCAAGGGGGGGCGGAAGGGUAGGGGGACUAGGACAGAACCAGCAUGGUUUGAGUACAUUCGAUUGUUCAAUGGGACUGAGCUUGAGGCGAGGAAAAAAAUGGCAGGAAAACAGGCUAGAAGAGCAGCUAGGGUGGCUACUGCUGUUGCUGUUGCUACGGGGUUUACAGAAAGGAGGCAGCAGCCUGCUGAAAUGCCAGCUUAUGCGUUUCCUGGCAGCAUUGGUUCAUGUUGGGGAGAGAUGGGAUGGCAGCCGAAGGGGCCGCAGCAGCAGGAGCAGGAGCAACAGCAGCAGCAGCAGCAGCAGCAGCAGCAGCUACCGUUCUCUUCACCAUCUGCUCUCCUCCCUCUACCAGCAGCAGUGCCACCCACUGUCUCCCCUGUCGCCCCUGAGGGACAACCCUCCGACUCAAGCCAACCCUCCGACAACUACUUGCAAAGCCUUCGCUGCAGAGUCACUCAAGUUCCCAAAGCCACAGGUCCCAGUGCCUCUACUCUUCCUGACCCGAUGCAAACACAUGGUGGGCCGUCAGAUUCUGACUUGAUCCGAAACAACGGAGGAUACGACUGCAGCCUGCUGCGGCUGCCUGGGAAUGGGGUUACGUUUACUACAGGUGCUACAGUAGAGGGUGAUUUGACUUCUCGGGGGGGUUCACUGCAUGAAAGGGGUCGUAGAAGGGAGCCGCAAGAGCGGAAUGAGAGAAGAUCUGCAAGGAGAGGAAUGGAGAGGUCUACAGGAGGUGGAAAGGGCUCGAAUGCAGGGGUUUCGGGCGAGAGGUGGGGCGAGAGGGGGGGCAGGAGGUUGGGUGAGAGAUUGAGUGCAGCCAUGGGUGCUGCUGUGAGAAACGCGUGUGUUCAGUUUGAUGUGCUCACAAGAGAGUUGCUGCAGGAUGCUUACUCGCGGUUUGAGGAGCUUUCACAGCGACUGGCAGAAGAUGCUUCUGCUCAGUUUGAGGAGAUUGCGAGAGAGUUAAUGGAGGAGACUGCAGCGGCUUGCCGAGAUGGCAAGAGGCGCAAGAGGAGGUAA
This is a messenger RNA of Closterium sp. NIES-65, 2982 nucleotides long. NCBI's taxonomy places the organism in Eukaryota, Viridiplantae, Streptophyta, Zygnematophyceae, Desmidiales, Closteriaceae. The record is from the annotation of a GenBank genome assembly.